AUGAUCGGAUUUGAAAUGAGGGAGGCCAUUUCGGCCGAGCCUACGAUGAAGUCUGGAGAGAGUAGUAUCUACAUCGACCGUGAUGCGGAACGGUCGUAUGUGCGAAAGGUGGACUUUUUCGUCCUGCCACUCCUCUGUUUGAGUAACCUGGCAAACGCCAAAACUGAUGGUCUAGACGAGGAUAUUCACCUGGUCGGGAAUGACUAUUCGUUGAUGGUGCUGUUAUUCUACAUCCCCUUCGGGUUGUGCGACUUGCCAUGGAAUCUGCUUCUCAAGCGGUACUCCGGACGCUAUGUGCUGUCUUUUAUGACUGUGGUCUGGGGAAUCCUCGCUCUCUGCCAAUGUGCCGUCAAGGACUUUGGUGGGAUGAUCGCCGUGCGGAUGAUCCUAGGAGUGUUCGAGGCAGGCUUCUUUGCCGGGGCGACAUUUUAUAUGACUCUCUUCUACACGCGAGGCGAGAUGGGCUUCCGGCUGGCCAUCAUGCAGUCCUUUGCGGUGCUCGCAUCCGCCUUCAGCGGACUCAUCUCCUUCGGCGUGUUUCAGAUCCACGAUCCAGCUGUGAAAGGCUGGCAAUGGCUGUUCAUCAUUGAAGGUUCAAUGACCUUCCUCAUGGGAAUCAUCUCGUUUUUCUGGUUGCCCGGGAAUCCACGCACUGCAUGGUUUCUCAACGAGCGUGAACGGGCUGCGGCAACGGCACGGUUACUGCGCGACACAUCAGCCGAGGUGGACACCAAACUGGAUUUGAAGGUUGCAUUCGAGACAUGGAAGGACUGGAAGUUCCCCAUCUGGUGCAUCAUUACAUUCACUUAUCCGGUGGCAUAUGCGACCGCGAUGAACUUUUUCCCGUUGAUUGUCGAACGACUGGGAUUUUCCACAGUCAAAACAAACCUCUGGACGGUCGCUCCAAACCUGGUAGGCGCGGUGGUACUUCUCUGGUCAUAUAUCCCAUCGUGUCUCGUGCAUGCGUGGCAUAACAACAAUAAUAUGCAUGAGAACUCGCGUGCUGCCAACACGGGUUUCUUUGUAGGGUUGGGCAAUUUGGCGGGGAUCUUAAGUGCCGCGACGUUCCGCACGCAAUACGCUCCGAAGUAUAUUCCCACGUUGGUUGCUACCUGCUGCUGCAACGGGGUGUGUAUUGUGGUGGUGAUCGCACUGGGGCUGUGGAUGCGACGGGAGAAUGGGCGACGCGAUCGCCAACAAGGCCGAAGAGUGCGUCCGGGAGAAGUGGAUACACAAGGUCAUUCGUCGAUAUGCAUCUUCAGUCCGCAUUCCUGCUUCUCCUCUUUUCCCCUUCAGCUUAUCACCGGCUUCGGCCUACCCGAACCGCAGAUAAAUGAGUCCCACGUGUGCCACUGGCCCAACUGCGGCAAGACCUUUACUCGCGCAGAGCAUCUGCGUCGCCAUGCCCUCAAUCAUGACCAGCCCAGACAAGAUCGCCAUCUGAUGCGCCAUGCUAAACGUGACGAGGAAGCUGGAGGCCCUGGCCAAGGAGUGCUGGAGACGAGAAAACGCACUCGCCGUGCGGGAGAUGGCACCAUCAUUACUCGCCCUCCGAAGCGUCAGUCGCGUGCUCGUGCCAGUCACAGCUUGCCUCCAUCGUCGUCGGCCUCGUCCUCGUCCAUUUCCGUCACCAGCGCCCAAGACUAUGGUGCCCCUGUGUCGCCCCCGACGUCGGCGAGCGACCCAUCGUCCAUGUCGUUGGACGAGCCCGAUCCGCUCCUGGCUCCGAUGAUGCCCAGCGGGCCAUUCGAGCCCUAUGUUGAGCCCAUCCCGGGGCAGUUUGAUGCGGCAGAUGGCUCCUGGAGUCUCGGACUGGACGGAAUGGGCGACUUCUUCAGCCUUGACACUGCCACCGACUUCAACAUGCCCUUUGCGGCCACCCACAACUACAACUGGCUGUUCGACGUCGCCUCACUGGACGACGCCUUCCCUCCCUUCGGCCUCCCACUGGGUCCAGACAUGGUCACCUUCGCCGAGGAUGCCCCUCCUAUCGAUGAUCCGAAAUCAUAUCUCGAACGCGACGGUUCCUCCGUCCUCCUCCAAGCAGCCUCCUUCGUCGAACGCAGCGACCCGCUCGUCUUCUCCGCGCCCAUCCUCGACCCCCAACCAGACACCAUCAACCUCGACUGGAUGGACGCACCCUCUCUCCUUCAAACCACCCCCCAGCCCCAUCUCCCCAUCCUCACCGAAGAAGCCCGUCAAGGCAUCCUCAACCUCAUCGCCCAAGCACCACCCCUGACCAUCGACGGCCAACCCACCCCACUCGACUCCCCUCUCCUCUCCCUCCCCUCCCUCCAAUCCUACAGCGACCUCUUCUUCACGCGCUUCAACACAACCUAUCCCCUCCUGCACCAACCCACCUUCUCCCCAUCCACCACCACCCCAGUCCUCCUCGCCGCCAUCCUCUCCAUGGGCGCCACCUACAGCAGCCGCGAAGCGCACCAACUCGCCGUAGGCAUCCACGACUCCCUCCGCAACCAACUCUUCUGCCACGCCGACUUCUCACCGCAGCCCGACCUCUGGGUCCUACAAGCCAUGCUCCUAAUCGACUGCUUCGGGAAGAUGCGCGCGGGGCCGAAACAGCGCGAACGCGCCCAGCUCUUCCACUGCGUCUUGAUCAAACUCAUCCGACGAAGCGACUGCUGCGCCAUUCGCCACACACCCAACCCCAGCACUGCCACCACAGAUACGGAUAUCGACACCCUCUGGCGUACCGCCAUGCACGACGAGCAGAAAAAGCGCGUUGCCCUGCACUGCUUCAUGUGGGAUACACAGCACGCAGUCCUCUUCUCCCAGUCCCUGUGCAUGUCCGCGUUCGAAAUUAGAUCCGCUCUGCCCUGUUCCCAGAGUUCAUGGGAAGCGUGCACGGCGAGUGACUGGGCGCAUCAUGCAUCUAUGGAACCACCACCAAGAAUGUUCCUCUCCGUGCUAAAGGGAUACAUUACCCCCUCUGCGAUGGCCCGGCCACGCGAUCUGAAUACCCUGGCACGGAUCGUCGUCCUACACGGACUCAUGUCCGUCUCAGCAGACUUGAAAAGACGGGACCAGACGACGUUACGUGCUGAGACGCCCGAAAGAGUGGGUGCUUGGACGCGACGCAUGGGGAGAUCGUAUGAUCUAUGGAAAGUAGAUUUCGAUGCUGAUUGCCUGGCAAUGAAGUUGAACUUCGGACAGCAUCCCGGGGAGGACAUGGGUGGGUCGAGACGAGGUGGAGCCGGAGGGGUGUUCACGGGGCUGAAGAUGGCGGCUUGUGCGCUGUAUCGCGCAGCGUGGUUGGCGCUGCAGGUAGAGAUACUCGACUUGCAGGUUGCUGCUGGGGCCGGGAGGAUCCUGGGGAGGACAGUGACGGAGGGGGAUCGGGAGAGGUCGCGACGGGGGUUGAGGAAGUGGUUACUUGGUGGUGGGGAGGGAGCGUUAGGUGCUGCGAGACAGGCAGCGAAGUUGUUGGAGGAAGCGGUGUUGAGCUUGCAUGACUGGGAGCAGACGGAUGCAUUUCAUUUCCCGUGGUGUUUGUAUUUGGCGACGCUGACCUGUUGGGCGUUUCACGGUGGGGUGAAUGGAGAUGGUGACGGUGGUGGUAGUGGUAGUGGGGAGAGGGUUACGACGGAUCUGGCGAGUUUGAUUGUGGCCAUGACGACGUGUGGCAGCUUGGGAGAUAUGGCAGCACUCGGGGGGAAGUAUGAUACGAGGGGAUUGGUGAGGACGAUGGCGCAGCAGUUGGCGACGGUGAGGUGGGCGGUGGUGCAUGAUGCGAUGAAGGUGUUGGUGAAUUUGGCGAAUUGAUUGUGGUUCUCUACUCUAUAUGCGAUAUCGGGUAUGUAUGUAUGUAGGU
Messenger RNA from Aspergillus vadensis CBS 113365, 3832 nucleotides. Its product is annotated as MFS transporter/fungal specific transcription factor domain-containing protein. NCBI's taxonomy places the organism in Eukaryota, Fungi, Ascomycota, Eurotiomycetes, Eurotiales, Aspergillaceae. Gene Ontology annotation, molecular function: zinc ion binding; transmembrane transporter activity; DNA binding. The transcript has 13 exons. The record is from RefSeq and is a predicted model, not a curated record. Gene Ontology annotation, cellular component: membrane. Gene Ontology annotation, biological process: DNA-templated transcription; transmembrane transport. Bases 1 to 3783 code for a protein of 1260 amino acids.